CAGUGACUCCCUGCCAUGUUUGAUAACUUGGGAUUAUCUUUUUCAGAUCUUGUCCAGAAGGCCAAAAGAGCAAAGAAGAAAUUGCUGAAACGCGAAGGAGAUGACAGAACUGAUUCUGGAUCUCAGGAACGAUACGAGUCGUUCAGCUAUGGUGGAGUAGAUCCAUACAUGUGGGAGCCCCAGGAAGUAGGUGCUAUGAGAAGCCAUCUUUCUGAUUUCAAGAAACACCGAGCAGCCAGGAUCGAUCACUACGUAGUUGAAGUCAAUAAGUUAAUAAUCAGGCUAGAAAAGCUUACAUCAUUUGACAGAGCAAACACCGAGUCAGCUAAAAUAAGAGCUAUAGAGAAGUCUGUUGUGCCUUGGGUCAGCGACCAGGAUGUUCCCUUCUGCCCAGACUGUGGCACUAAGUUCAGUAUCCGAAACCGACGUCACCAUUGCCGCCUCUGUGGGUCUAUUAUGUGCAAGAAGUGCAUGGAGCUUGUCAGUCUUCCUUUGGCAAGCAAACUCACUAGUGCCAGCAAAGAGGCCUUGGGCUCUCAUACUAGCCCGAACUCCUCACCGAAUAGUGUCCAUGGCUCCCGCCGUGGCAGCAUUAGCAGCAUAAGCAGCGUGAGCUCAGUUCUGGAUGAGAAGGACGAUGACCGAAUCCGUUGCUGUCAGCACUGCAAAGAUACCCUGUUGAAGAGAGAACAACAGAUUGAUGAGAAAGAAUACACUCCAGAGAUCGUGAAACUCUAUGAGAAACUCCGACUCUGCAUGGAGAAGGUUGACCAGAAAGCACCAGAAUACAUAAGGAUGGCAGAAUCACUAAAUGCUGGGGAGACAACCUACAAUCUUGAACGUGCUAAUGACUUGAGGGUGGAGAUUCAAAAAGCAUAUGAAUUCAUAGAUGCCUUAAGUAAGAAGAUUUUGAGUCUAGGCUUGCAUGAAGAUCCCCAACCUCAUCCUAAAACACUACAGCUUCAGAGAAUGAUAAGAUAUUCAGCUACACUUUUUGUUCAGGAAAAACUGCUUGGCCUAAUGUCCCUGCCAACCAGAGAUCAGUAUGAAGAACUGAAGAAGAAAAGGCUGCAUAUGGUGGCUCUCGAAACACAAGGAAAACAAGAGGAAAAGCAGAAGGACUUUAUCUCCAGAUCUGCAGCCACAGUCAAUGGUGAUGCAACACACCUGAAAAAAGGAGCGGUCAGGAAAUCGGAAGGCUGGUUACCUACAUCUAGCAUAUCCAGACAGAGUGAGAUAGCAGACCCACUUCUUCAGCAGAUUGACAAUAUCACAUCCUUUAUUAAGCAAGCAAAGGCAGCUAAUAGGAUAGACGAGGUCCAUAUGUUGCAGGAGAACCUGAGGCAGCUUCAGGAUGAAUAUGAUCAACAACAAACUCUGAAAGCAAUUGAGCUUUCUAAAAAACAGGCAGAAGAGGAAGAGAUGCAGAGGGAGGAACUUCAGAUCCUUCGUGAAAAAGAGUGGGAAAGAGAACACCACAAAUUAAUGUCUCAGCAUUCAAGGACACGUUCCUUAGACUUCAGAGAAGUCAGGCAGCAUCAGCAUGAAGUUGCAAAAGAGAAUCCGAACUUGACAGCACAUGCAUUAGAUCUCGGUACUACUCGGAUCAGAGGGAAUCCAAGUUCUGAAACACCUCUUGUUGAUCAGCUGCCAGCUAAAGAGCACUUAAUCUCCACACUCAGAUCCCAGAGCGUCCCACAGUGUGACAAAGAGCAAGACCGGACAGCCUCUCUGAACCCCUUUGAAGAUGAAGCAGAUACCCCUCAGUUGGAGGAGAACCCUGCCAACCCAUUUGCCAAAGAUGUUUCUCCAGUGGCUUCCUUCUCUAACACAGCUCUGCAAAGUGAUAAAAAAGACUAUAAUCCAUUUGAAAAUGAGGAGGAGGAGGAGGAGGAAACUAAAGGAGCAGCUGGCAGUACUUCGAACCCUUUUGAAGAGGAUGAAAAUCCAUUUCAAAAGCCUGGGGGCAGCUGGAAUUCUGGGAAUCCAUUUGAAGAGGGAUCCUCUACCAAUCCCUUUGAAGUGGAGGAUGGCAAUGAAAUCUCUGGAGAGGAGGCUAUAGAGGAAGAGCUGCUUCUCCAACAGAUAGAUAAUAUCAAAGCUUAUAUAUUUGAUGCCAAGCAUAAUGGACGAAUGGAUGAGGUGGAGGUACUGACAGAGAACUUAAAGGAAUUGAAGCGCACAUUAGCAAAGCAGAAGGAGAAAUCCAACUGCUGAAGCGGCAAUAGGGCUGUGUAAUAAUUACUUUAAGUCUGGUGUUAAAUAUGGGAAGGUAGAUCAGAUACUUAUAGACAGAACAGGUCAUGAGGGAGUUGGGAAAAUCUUGACUUUUAUGCACUUUCAACUAGGCCUUUCCACUACUACUCAGUCUUGAAGAAAGAAUUACUGAGGUGUGCUGCUGGUCUCAAAUGCUUGUAUGAAGAAACUUUACAAUAACUUGUUACAACACUCUUUUAAUGCUAAUUGGUCUUACCGUGUGCUUCCUUUGGUCAAAGUGGUUAAGUGCUAACAGGGAACUAGGAUUUGGCAAUGGUUGCAAUGGUUGGAUUGCCAUCUCCUGUUGUAUUGGCCUUUCAAGUGGGGCAUUGACUAGAGAGACAAAAACUUUUCUAAAACUUCUGCAUCCUCUGAUACUGACACAGUGCAGUGUUUCAGGCUGGCUUGAUUGCCUAAUGGUGUUAGGAGAGAGUGCUGUUAAAAGGCUACUCUUGAUUCUUGAGGUGCAAAAUAUCCAGGCUUGCAGAUCAAUCUUGUGCAAUGCUAAUACCCAAAAGGGAUUUUAAGACUUGGAAGAACUUUAUAACUGAUCUUAAUAUGAUGAACUUUUUAAUGUGUAUAUAAAAUUCCCAAGUGAAGUUUGGAUGUCUUUUCAUCAUUUUCCGUUUCCCAUUUGCUCUGAGCACAAACUACAGUGUAAUAGAGAGCACCGUGCUGGCUUCAGAGACUUGCUUGUGUGGGAACAAAUACCUAGUCGCUGCCAGGGAAAGGAGCAUCAGGUUAGCUCAGUCUCAAACUGUAAUAUAAAGGGUGACCCUCCAACUCCUAAUUAUCUUCUGGAAUCUAUACAUUCCUUUAAACUCUCUGGGUGACAGAAUGAUCAUGCUUGUCGUACUUGUGAGACUGGAACCCUCUUUUUGUAGCACUCAAGGAACAAAAAUCUUGUUUACAAUGAGAGCUGAAGUGCCACUGAACUGGAAUUCUGUGAAAGCUGGGAGACAAAGUCUGUGGCUGCGACAGUGCCAAAUAGCAAUUCUCUUCCAUAUUUGAUUCCCUUCAGAAGCUGUUAGGAGAAUCAGGUGUGUCUGUCAUUAAGACGCUCCAAAUUGGAGUCACCUUGUGGUUCAGGGUGACAGAGCACCUGUGAUGCAGGAGGGCUUAGAGCUGGGGCUUUUUUCUGCAGGCUGGUACCGGAUCACUUUGGGGUUCAGACAGUCUGUGUCUGGGAAAGAUGGAGCCUGAGCUGCUUUGAUUUUUCUCUCUGAAAGGCAGAGCUCCAUCCUCAGGAAUCAGUGUUUUGAAAGGGUGGUGGGGAGUAGUUAGUCUAAAGAGUGUUAUAUAUUUAAAGCUGAAAUAAAGGAAAAUGGGGCAGUUCACACCAUAUAGCACUAAUAAUAGUGGGCUUAUUCAGAAGUGUACAUUUUAGUGGAACGGGACAUGUCUUUUAGCUAUGUCUCUGAUAAUCUAUAUUAGCAUAGCCACAAUGCAAGCAUUGCGUACUGUUUUAGAGACACAAAUAAUUACACUACCCAAAGAACAAAAACUCUAGUUUUAUUUUGCUAUAAAUAAGGGGAAGUAGGGACAUGAGGAACUGCCAUUUAGAAAAAACAAAUGGCCUAUAUCCUCACUUAAUAGCACUAGUAACCAAGAGGAGCCAGCUAAGGACAGCUCGUGUUCUUCCUACUGUAGCCCAAACCCGAAGCUGGAUGGUGCACCAAUCAGGUUGUCUUAAGACCAUGAAGUUUUUAUACUGAGAUGUUUUAUUAGAGUUGAUCGAGUCCCCAAAUGUUGUUUUGCACCAAGUGAAACGAAGAACAGAGGAUUCUGAAAUGUCAUAAACUAGGAUGAGCACUGUGGCACCUGUUACAAAGGCAGGAAAAAAAAAAAGAUGGCUAAACCUAAUCCCUGGAAUGGUUUGUUUCAACACAAGUACUAUAAGGUAGUUACUUAACACAGACUCGUUUCCUAAUCAAGAGGGUUGCUCCCUGCACUGUAACCCAAAGCUUUUUUUAUCAAUAUGAAAAAAUGUUUCAGUGGCUUCAGCUUUCACAUUAAAAGUGUUUUUUCCUUGUUGCAAUUAUCCUGCCUUGUUUGUAUUUUCAGUCUAAUACACUAGUAAUAAAGUAUCCUUAUUGUACAUGUAAUAAUGUAUUUUUACAAGCAGAUAACAGACUAGCAUACCUCAUGAUCUUUGUCAGUGUUAAAUGUGAUAGACUAGACACCCAAUCCUGAAGUCAUCUCCGCAGCAAAGACCUUACGUUGGUACCUUGACUGCUGUGAGGCACAACGCAGUGAAGGCAUCUUAACUGUAAAGCUCAGUAAAUAACUAGCAUUGACUUUUGUUGAAAUUGCAUGCACUACUCUGUAUGGGAACUUUGUAAACAGAUGAAAUAAACCAACAUGUUUAUUUUGUGC
Calidris pugnax (ruff) is the source of this 4632-nucleotide messenger RNA. It is a transcript of the gene RBSN, whose product is annotated as rabenosyn, RAB effector. The record is from RefSeq and is a predicted model, not a curated record. The transcript has 10 exons. Gene Ontology annotation, molecular function: metal ion binding. Bases 16 to 2217 code for a protein of 733 amino acids. NCBI's taxonomy places the organism in Eukaryota, Metazoa, Chordata, Aves, Charadriiformes, Scolopacidae.